This is a messenger RNA of Bufo gargarizans (Asiatic toad), 4719 nucleotides long. It is a transcript of the gene PIGQ, whose product is annotated as phosphatidylinositol glycan anchor biosynthesis class Q. The coding region runs from base 185 to 1837 and encodes 550 amino acids. Gene Ontology annotation, biological process: GPI anchor biosynthetic process. Gene Ontology annotation, cellular component: endoplasmic reticulum; membrane. Lineage: Eukaryota; Metazoa; Chordata; Amphibia; Anura; Bufonidae. The record is from RefSeq and is a predicted model, not a curated record. The transcript is spliced from 11 exons.
CGGACUUAUUACGCGGGUGCGCAGCGUCUCCUGGUAACGGAAGCUGUGGAAAGCCGGAAGUGGAUUUGAAUGACAGUUUACGAGGAGAGUGACCUCCUGAUGAGGGUAAUUAACCCUUCCAGCGGGAUUACAGUCAUGUGACGGCCGUCAUUUCUGUGUAUAUCGGAGGAGUCCGGGGCCAGUCAUGGCUAUAAAGAUCUUCUUUCCGACCUCCUGCUCAGCAGCAGAGAAUGGACUCCUCAUCGGACGCUGGAUGGAGGAGCACCAGUCCGCCGUCAUCCUGGCCACGCUGCACUUUCCAUUCAUUCCUGCCAUUGUGAGGACGCACCUGAGCCAACUGGAACGAGCAACGGGCAUGAGCCUCUCCGUCCUGGGGACCUGGAGCCAUAGUAAAGCAGAGGCAGAUGAUAAGAUGGAAAACUUCCUGGGGGAGCUGAGCACCAUCUUUAAGCACCAGCCCUGGCUGCGGAUGGCCAGGGAGUCCACCAGCAAGUUCUGGGACUGUCGGGUUGAAAGACUGGAGGAUGACACCUCAGAGGACGUGGUCUUGGUCUACUAUGAUCAGAGCAAGGUCAUGUUGUCAGAGCUGCACUCUGCCUCUGAACACUCUGAGGUCGCUGCCAUGUUUAGUACAGUGGCCAAGAACCAGCUGCUCUUUGCCAACGAUAAGUACGAUGAGGGGUCGGUGAGGUUAACGCAUUGGCAGUCUGAGGGCAAGGAGGCCAGUAUUAUUGUGGAGCUGGCAAAGCAAGCGUCUGUGCCGGUGUGCGCCGUCCUUUCAUUUUUCGUCUCUCUGAUCACCAGCAUUUGUAGCCUCAGGGUCCUUAGCGGGAGGCCUCUUUCCUUCCUGUGGAACAAGCUGUCUACCUAUGAACAACUGGGGAGACGUCUGGAGGACCUACGUAUGAUCAGCGGUCCUCAGAGGGCUCAAGACCACCCAACAUUCAUGAGAAAGGCCAACAUUGUCUUGUCGCUGAUUCUAGACAUCGGACUUGGGAUCUUCCUUAUGUCCUGGCUGUAUCGGGGGAACCACAUAGGUCAGCUGGCUGACGCCCUCAUGCCUGUGGCAGAUCGGGUGGCUUUGGAACUUCAAGGUCUGCUGCAGUGGUUGAUGGGAGCCCCGGCCGGGCUGAAAAUGAAUCGGGCGCUGGACGAAGUCUUGGGGCGAUUCUUUAUGUACCAUAUCCACCUCUGGAUCAGUUACAUCCGCCUGAUGUCUCCAUUCAUUGAGGUUAUCCUGUGGUACAUCGGACUGUCGGCUUGUCUCGGGCUGUCCGUGGCUCUCUCUAUUCUGUCCGAUAUCAUUGCGCUCCUCACCUUCCACAUAUAUUGCUUCUACGUGUACGGGGCCAGACUGUACUGCCUGAAGAUGCAUGGGCUGUCUUCCCUCUGGCGUUUGUUUCGUGGUAAAAAGUGGAAUGUCCUGCGACAGAGAGUGGACUCGUGCUCAUAUGACUUGGAUCAGCUAUUUCUCGGGACCCUGCUGUUCACAAUCCUGCUCUUUCUACUGCCGACCACUGCCCUUUAUUACCUCGUCUUUACCCUGCUUCGGCUCGUCAUGAUUGUGGUGCAAGGCGUGAUCCAGAUGACCAUAGAUCUCCUCAGCACCCUCCCUUUCUAUGCACUUUUACUGCGCCUGUGUCGCUCCUACAGAUUAGCUGCGGGUGUCAAAUUUCAGAUGCUGGAGCAAAAAAGCGGAAGACCUCUAAGACUGUUGAUGCAGAUCAACCCAUUACCCUAUGGACAGGUGCUGCAAACGUACAGGCUGCCUUCCAGGAGAUGCUACCCCAAGGAUUCCUGGGGUUCCUUAUGCAAAAAUUGUUCGUUGGAGAAGUGAUCUACCCCUGGAAGCAGAAGAAGAAUAAAGAGGAUUAAGAGAGACGAUCUGUGACUGGAGAGUCCCUGGUGAUGAGGCUCAAUUAGGGACAUUUAUCACAUGCUUUACGCCACUAUUAUGGUGUAAAAAAAACACUGCAAAUUAUAGCUCACGUCCGAUUUGGAGAAUCAUUUGAAACACUUCACCUUCUCUUGCCACUUUCAAAAAUGGCGUGAUAGAUGUAGGCCUCGUUCACAUUUUUGUGUCCGUUUGAUGUCUUUGAAGGAUCCAUGUUUGGUCCAUGUGUCCGUUUUUUUUUUACCCUCCGUGUGUCAUCUGUAUUCCACAGACCCUGAUCUGCUGAAGAUGAAUUUCCAAAGCAUUACCUAUGAGUGGUAAGUGAAAAAACGGAUCAAACAAGGAUGCCAUCAGAAUCAGUGUUUUUUUUUUUUAUUGACCCAUGGAUGUGUUUGGUCCGCAUCACGGACCAAAACGUUGCCUGUCUCUGUGAUUUUUUUUUAUACUGACCCACGGUCCUGUAAAAAAAUACUGAUGUGUGAACAAACACAUUGAAAUCAAUGGGUAUGUGUGCUGUCCAUGGAAAACGUGGAUAACACGCGUCGGUGAAAAACGGAAAUGAGAAUGAGGCCUCGCUAUAAUUUUUUCCAGGAACUGUCGUAAAUGACAAUUCACAUCUAUGCCGGCCUGGUGUAGAUUUGCAUUUUUUGCGCACAGACUGCCUGAGAUGUGCCACGUUUAUUAAAAAGCCUGCCUGUUUGCCUUCUGCACUGACGGUGCAAUGUCAGUGUCGGUAUAUCCGCCAUGGCUUGUGCCAUGCCUCUUGCUGCAUUUUCUAGGGCACAUUUCUAUUAGAUUUCUGUUUAAAGGGUGUCUGUCAGCAGAAUGUGAUCACGCCUGCCUGGUCCUGUCAAAGUGCAGAGGGAGCAGAGCCUCUAGGUGUAACGGCAACGCCCCCGUUGCUCCUAGAGGCUCAUUUGCAUAUAUUAAAACUUCAUUUUUCUCAGCAAUGCGGGCACAUAUGAAGAUGGGACCAACACAGCUGCACUUGUAGCAGGUCAGCCAGUUUCAUAGGUACAGAUCUGCUGACAGAUGCCCUUUAAUAGCAAAAGUACUGACAUUAGACCGCACACAUUGUCCCAGCGGUCCAAGCAAGGGCAGAAACUCCAUGCCUCCAUCCCAGAAACAGCGCUUUCCUUAUCCGUGGGUCUGUACUGGAAAUUGCAGCUUAGUCACUUUCACUAGAAUGUGGCUGUGCCGCAAUACCAGACACAGCCUAUGGAUAAAAGUGGCGCUGUUUCUGGGAAGAAGCAGACUUUUUUUUAUUUUUUAAUCAUACAACUCCUUUUGACAGAUCAUGGCAGCUAUAUACACGUUCCACUGCAGUAAGAGAGACCUACGGGUUAUAUUAAUGUAACUAAGUCUGUAGUUACAUGUAAAGUAUUAUUUUUCAAGGAGAUAAUAUGAGGCCAAAGUGAAGGGUUAAUAAGUGCCAUAAGGCCGAUCACUGACAACGGUAAGGGAUGUCGUCCCCUCUGCCGACAGGUCUGUUUUAGUAACUACUUGUAGUCACCAUGAAAUACUUCUGGAGCAUCUUCUCUGAUAACUCUGUGUUAUUCCGUUCCUCUAUUAUUCCUCAUAGAUUUUAAUGAAUAAAUUGACACCCAGACAUUACCGUUCUCCAUAAGGGGAUGAACCCGUACACGUCUGGUACCGUCACCACCGACUGGACAGUGUCGGGCUGUGCAGGUACACCCCUUGCCCCCAUCUGGUAAUAACCACUGGUCAGUUUAUUCAUACAUUUCUAGGAGGAAUAACUGAGGAAGAGGGCAAAGCAGAGUUGUAAAGAGAAGAUGUUCCAAAAUUGUUAUUAACAUGGGGGAAUAUAAUGAAUUAAUAAAACACGCGUCAGGAGAGGUUAUUCGGAUUUUAUGUAUAUUACAACAUGUAACCCUCUAAUAUAUUUUAUCUUUCAAUUUCUCACCAUUUUCAAAAUUGUUCAUAAUUGUUGGCAAAAAUGUGGCCACGCGCACAGACUGCUAAAGAGGUGUGUAAUUUACGACGAGGCACAUCUUCCACCAGCAAAGGCAGGGCAAAAGGGGAGUAAAAGAGUGCUGUAGAAAAGCGGUCUUUGUAAUUGACCCCCAAUGUUUAUUUUUUUAUUUAUUUAAAUAGCAAAUUCAAGGCAGGGCCAAAAAAGAGGAGGAAUAUGAAUUGUACCUGGGUACAUCUCCGCUCUUUAGGGUCCUUUUACACGUCCGUUGUGUAUUGCGGAUCCGCAAUACACCGGGCCGACACCGCUAUAGAAAUGCUAUUGCGGACAAGAAUAGGACUUGUUCUAUUUUUUUCGGGAGCCGUGGACUGGAAAAUCAGGGCCGUGCACCGGAAAUGCGGAUGCAGGACAGCACACUGUGUGCUGUCCUCAUCUCUUCCGGCCCCAUUAAAAAUGAAUGGGUCCGGAUCUCCGGACCCAUUCUAUGGACUUCUGAAUGGACCCUUAGGAUGGACUUUUCCAGCCUCUGAUCACACUUCAGUUAUGUGAUCAGUUAGGCCUCAUUCACAUAUACGUGGAUUUUCCCGGACCACGGUCUGUGAAAACCCGUCCUGGCUGCUAUAACGCCGUACGCUUUGUGCCGCUGUACAGUAAUAAACUCGUAUAGAUCAUGUAUUACUGUACAGCGGCGGCACGAAGCGCAUGGCGUCAUAGUAUUAGUAACCAAUGACGCUGUGCGCUCAGCAGGAUGGGCUUUCACGGUCUGUGAAAAUCCACGUAUGUGUGAAUGAGGCCUUAGGGUACAUUCACACAACCGUAUGUAUUUUGCGGUCCACAAAAUGUGGAUCCGCAAAGAAUCCGUGUGACAUCUGUGUUGCAUCCGGGUUUUUUU